UGCAGUCCUUCAGUGUUCACUUCCUGUUCAGUGACUGCGGUGAGUUCAGUUCAGUUUGACAAGAAGAAACUUUACAACAAACAGCCUAUGUCUGUGUUUGAAGUAUCUAGCGCCACCAGCAGGCCCAUCACUGCGGUGGCAUGGGCAUCUAACGGGACCACCUGCCCCAGUCAUUUCACCCUGGUCAGUCUCACUGAAGAUGGCGUCUCCGCUAACUUCAGUCGGGGGUUUGGACUCAAAUCAGGAUACUUUAUGUGUUACAGCAAGGAUCUGUCUGGAGGGAUGGUCGUGGCAGAUGUGCAGGUGAUUUCUGAUAAAGAGACGAUUCCUCACGGAUACUGCUACAUCCCAGAAUACCUGGAGCCCAAGGCAUCUGUUGGGAAGAAGAAGCGUGUCUGUGUGCGGAUUGUUCCUGUGGGCAGCAUUACAACAGCAGUUCUAGAGCUCAGACUGACGGCCAAGAACAAGACCAUGCUGCAGCAGUACACCUGCCUGGGGGACAUGAAUGGAUUUAUUGUCUGGUGUUUAAAGGGCCCGUUCUCCACUCCAGUGCCUCAGGCCAAGCCUCGUAGUGUUAGUCUGGACUUGAGAAGUCUCUCACUAGAUGGAGCUGGACCACCACUGCCUCUCAAACCCAGCAACCAUCCUGCUGCCCCCCCAAAGGUCAGUCGACGUCGCAGUAACCUAGAAACGAGCAAGUCAUUGGAGGUGGUGUCCGACAGCGGUAACCAUAGUAACAUCUAUGGUAUAACAGCGAUGGAUGGAGUUCCUUUCAUUCUACACCCGAAGUUUGAGUCGAACACAAAGGUGUCUAUAAGUUCAUUGUGUGAUAUCCGGAUAAAAUCAGUGCUGGACAUUGAGAACGAGUAUAACUACACAUUUGCAGUGGAAGAACUGGCAUCAAAGAGAAUCCGUCCAUCGGUGACAAACUGAGACAAACUCUUGUGUCAGAAGGCAUUUGAUCAGUGAUAUUUGGUGCUUUUCUGCUGCAGUUUUUUCUUCCUCAUCGGUCACUCUAAUUCUUGUUUCAUUAUGUGGGUUGGUUAAACAUGAAGGAUUGUCUGUAUCCAGACUCAUAAUGUUGCUAUAAGCUUUCCAUGUGUUACUGAUGUGUCUUAAAAACACCCACAGGCAAAUCAAAGCGCCUGCUUACUACAGAUAUGUUAUUUUAUAAGUGUAAAGCCAAAACAGGGUUUCGAACGAUAUUUGAGUUUUUACAUAACUUCACACUAAUAUUCUUUAUUUAUCUUAUAAAAUAGGCUAUAUAUAAAUUUCUGAAAUGGUGGGACCAAACGUGUAUGUUCUUUGUAUUGUACUUGCAUCUUUUGACUAUUUUUAUAUAUCUGAUCAUUACUCUAUGGUGCUUUGUGAGUUCUUUAAAUCACAUUUCUACUUGCUCUGCUGAAAUCUGCUUUUUUGUGGAAAUUGGCUAAAAUGUUCUUAAUCAGAUUUCGUCUGAAUAAAUGAAUAGAUUUAAA
Xyrauchen texanus (razorback sucker) is the source of this 1478-nucleotide messenger RNA. It is a transcript of the gene mvb12a, whose product is annotated as multivesicular body subunit 12A. Gene Ontology annotation, biological process: virus maturation; regulation of epidermal growth factor receptor signaling pathway; viral budding. Gene Ontology annotation, cellular component: cytosol; ESCRT I complex. The record is from RefSeq and is a predicted model, not a curated record. The transcript has 10 exons. The coding region runs from base 88 to 933 and encodes 281 amino acids. Lineage: Eukaryota; Metazoa; Chordata; Actinopteri; Cypriniformes; Catostomidae.